Messenger RNA from Lepisosteus oculatus (spotted gar), 2562 nucleotides. Lineage: Eukaryota; Metazoa; Chordata; Actinopteri; Semionotiformes; Lepisosteidae. The record is from RefSeq and is a predicted model, not a curated record.
GCCUGCUACUGUAUCUUGGGCUUCUGCGGGAGCUGUGUAUGAGGUGUUAAGGACUGUAUGAACAGUAUUUAGUCUUACAGAGCUUUCUGCGCAAGAAGAGCGAGGCUCUGCGCGAGUGCCCGGACACGAGGACAGCCCCCGAAUCCAGCGUUCUGACUGUUGCCUGGAUACCGGCCCACAAGCGGCCGGCCGGGUUAAUAAAACCGGACAGACAUUUUCCAAAGAUCGGCAUGGGAACACGACAAUAAAAUGUCGAUUACUGACUGAAAAUAUACCUAAAAAAUAAAUAAAGGAAAGCUGUAACCUGUUGCGGUAAAUCUUGCACGCUCCAAAAUGCCUGAGGUUGAACUGCUCCGAUUUUCCUCUAAGGAAGGUGAAUGCCAGUUUCAAGGUGAAACCAAUGACAAUUUCUCAAAGGCACUGGUGUCCUCAUUUCCAACAGCCAAGGUCACUAGUGAGACUAUUCAAAAGCCACAAGAGAAUUCAGAUAAUGGUGAGGAGAAUGAUUUACAGAGAGUCUGUUCCUUAAGACGCCGCAGUUGUGCCUUGGUUAACACUCCAUCACCUUGUGUCAACAAAGCUAUUCACCACGUUCAAGAGCUUGAGAGAAAGAUUGAAGGCUGGAUUCAACAGAUGGAAAGGGAAGUUUCCCCGCAGACAAAUCACAGUGGCAAAAUUGUAAGAUUUUCAACCACAGAAGGUAAUACUGCUCCUCCCAUCAUCACGUCUUUAGUUUCUCCCGGCCUGUGCAUUGAAGGGAAGGAACUUUGUGUAAGAGAGGGCGGCACAUCGACCCCUCUCAACGCAGAGACAGGAGCCGUGCUGUUGGAGGUUAUUGACCUGCUUGGCCGUCUUGAAGCUGACCGCCAAGAGGCAGAAGAGGCUUUGAAGAAGGAGAAAGAGCGAAGAAGAGCACUUGGGGAGAAAAUCGAUCGCCUGUCGCUGUGGAGGCUGCAGCAGCUCCCAGCUGCAGUGCAGAAAGAACAUGAAGCCUGUGUCCGAGACAUCAGUGAAUUGCAGUGGCAUCUUAAGUUCAAAAAGGAAAGACUGCAACACGUGAAAGAUCGGAUGACAAAGGCUGAAGUAUUGAACCAGAGGCUGUGUGAAGACAUUGACUUUGUGAAGAAACAUGGUCCACUUUUGAAGGGAAAGCUGGAAAUGGAAAGCAGUAUAAUGAACCAAAUUAAAUGUGCUCAAGAUGAGGCCAAUGAGACACUGUCAAAGGCCGUCCUUGAUCUCGGAAACGCGCAGCAACAUUUUGAAGAGGAACAGCUCAGAGCUGCCACAGAAAGAAAUGGAAUGGCUAAAGAACUUGAUGGUAUCGCUGACCAAUUAAAAGGAAUCUUAAAAGAUCUUCAGCAGUUAAAGCAUCACUGGAAUGCCUAUAGCAGCAAAAUUGCAGAGAUUGAGGAAAAGCUGACACUUAAAGAAAAAAUAUGUGAAUAUCUGCUGAAACAAAUUCCUCAUCUUCGGGAACAGGAAAUAACAAUGAAUGGCGAAGCAGAAGAGUUGAGAUUAAAGAUAGAAGAUCAAAUGCUAAAAAUUCAACAGUUAGAAGAAGAUACUUCAGAGCUUCAGAGACAAAUUCAAGUGACUAGCUCAAUGGGUGAAGCUGAGGUCCGUCAGCUAGAGCAGGAAUACAACCAGAAACGCCAAGCUCUGCUGGCACUGAGCGAGAAGAACAGAGAGUGCGAACUGGAGACUGAAGACUUCACUCGCCACAUUCAGCAGAGUGAGCAAUCAACUGUGCAGCUCCAGAAGGACAGGAAGAGGAUGCUGCAGAAAAUCAGCCAGAAUGAGGAGCAGAGAGACAGGGUGAAGGAAGAGCUCUCCCAAGUGGCUGCAGCUCAUAAUGCAACCAAGGCAAAGCUGGAGGACCACGAGCAGCAGAUAUACGUGGAGGAGCAGAGGAUGAGGGAAGUAGCUGAAAACAUGAAAAGGCAGAUAAUGAGUGAAAUGAAAGCAAUUGCCAUUCUAAAGGGCAAAAUAGCUUCAGAAAAAACAGAAUUACAACAAGGUCAAACUAAUACAGAAAAGGAGAAAGUGGAAAUCCAGAAGGCGUUUGAAGAUUCAUCGUCUUCCAUUUUGGAGCUUGAGAAAGAGGUUGAGGAAUUUCAAAGGAUGUACAAUGAGAAAAAAGAGUGUAUUGAAAAUAUGAAGAAAAAUAUCCAGGAACUUGAAGUGCAGCACAAAACAACAGCUGAAAAAUUGGAACAGAAGAAAACCACUCUCCUCCACCACUUGAGAGAUGUAGAGAACAGGCAUGCAGCAGUGUCGGCAGAGUUGACUCAUGUAUUGAGCAGGAUAGAAGACCUCAGCAGAAAAACUGAAGAAUACCGAGUUUCAAAAUGUGUCAUGGAAAAGACAGCAAGAACAAUGCCAGAUGCCAUUGAAAAACUUCAAGCUGAUUUUGAUGCCGUGGACUUCAAACACAAAACUGCUACUUCUAUUAUUAACAGCCUUCAGAGUGAGAUUUCAAACUGCAAAGAUCGAAUAAAGCUGUCUGAAGAGACACAUAAAUCCCUCUAUAAAAAUAGACGUAUAACUAUGGAAGAGACCAAG